AUGCCGACCACCAGUGAAACAGAGCUUGAAGAUAUUGAGGAUAUUGUAUCAACAGCAGACAAUACAUCACGUCCUACUGGAAGAAAGCAUGUAGUGACAAGGCUGAAGAAAUCAAGAAUAGAAUCCGAGGCGUUUGGAGCACCAGUGGCUGACAGCCAUAUUCCAGGCACACAGAAAAUUUAUGUGAAGACAUGGGGUUGUUCUCACAACAAUUCAGACAGUGAAUAUAUGGCUGGUCAACUGGCUUCAUAUGGUUACACUAUCACAGAUGACAGUCGAGCUGCAGAUCUGUGGCUGCUAAACAGCUGUACGGUGAAGAACCCUGCAGAAGAUCACUUCAGGAAUGAAAUCAAGAAAGCCCAGGAGAUGCGGAAGCAUGUGGUAUUAGCUGGGUGUGUACCCCAGGGGCAGCCUAAAGCUGACUAUGUCAAGGGUUUAAGUAUCAUAGGAGUACAACAGAUUGAUCGUGUUGUGGAAGUUGUGGAGGAAACUCUCAAAGGUCACACAGUCAGAUUGUUUGGGAAGAAGAAACAAGAUGGCAAAAAGAUAGGCGGAGCAUCCCUGGCAUUGCCCAAAGUUAGGAAGAACCCAUUGAUAGAGAUUAUAGCCAUCAACACAGGGUGUCUCAACCAGUGUACAUAUUGUAAAACCAAACAUGCCAGAGGAGAACUGGGCAGUUACCCUAUAGAGGAUAUUGUUAACAGGGCAAAGCAGUCGUUUGAAGAGGGUGUUGUUGAAAUCUGGUUGACAUCUGAAGACACAGGGGCUUAUGGCAGAGACAUUGGAGUUACAUUGCCUCAGCUGCUAUGGCGACUGGUGGAGACCAUUCCAGAGGGUGCCAUGUUACGAUUAGGCAUGACCAAUCCACCGUAUAUACUGGAACAUUUAGAGGAAAUGUCAGGGAUACUGAGUCAUCCGCGUGUCUACAGCUUUCUUCAUGUCCCUGUACAGUCAGCCUCAGACAGCGUUCUGAUGGACAUGAAGAGAGAGUACUGUAUUGCUGACUUCAAACAUGUUGUCAACUUCUUACAACAGAGAGUACCUGGUGUUACCAUAGCAACAGAUAUUAUCUGUGGUUUCCCUACAGAAACUGAACAGGAUUUUGAGGAGACCUACAGAUUAGUGCAAGAAUACAAAUUCCCCAGUUUGUUUAUCAACCAGUUUUUCCCACGGCCUGGAACACCAGCAGCCAGAAUGCCUCGUACAUGUACAACACAAGAGGUUAAGAAGAGAACAAAAAAAUUAUCAGAGCUUUUCCACUCUUACCACCCAUAUGAACACAAGCUAGGUGAACACCAGAAAAUAUUGGUGACAGAGGUGUCCCACGAUAAGCAGCACUAUGUGGGACACAACAAGUUUUAUGAGCAGGUGUUGGUGCCAAUGAAGGACACAUUAUUAGGGAAGAUGGUGGACGUGAGGAUUGUGAAGACUGGAGAACAUUAUCUGAUGGGAGAGGUGUUGUGUGAGAAGAGUGCAGUCAGACCCCAGGUACCCCCUCCCCUCUCCCAGGGCCAGGUGUCUGGGGUGACCAGGCCCUCACAAACUUUCCAGGAUACGUCCUCAAGAUCUGGAUAUUUAUUCUGGCUUUCCAUGUUUGUGGUUAGUGUAGCUGUGACUCUCAGACUGUGGUAUCUCCUGCCCAACCUGUUGAGGUGA
Molecule: messenger RNA, 1656 nt
Organism: Liolophura sinensis
Lineage: Eukaryota; Metazoa; Mollusca; Polyplacophora; Chitonida; Chitonidae
Product: threonylcarbamoyladenosine tRNA methylthiotransferase-like
Exons: 15
Coding region: 1-1656 (551 amino acids)
Biological process (GO): tRNA methylthiolation
Cellular component (GO): endoplasmic reticulum
Molecular function (GO): 4 iron, 4 sulfur cluster binding; tRNA (N(6)-L-threonylcarbamoyladenosine(37)-C(2))-methylthiotransferase activity
Source: RefSeq, a predicted model, not a curated record